Molecule: messenger RNA, 1439 nt
Organism: Drosophila takahashii
Lineage: Eukaryota; Metazoa; Arthropoda; Insecta; Diptera; Drosophilidae
Gene: yellow-g2
Product: L-dopachrome tautomerase yellow-g2
Cellular component (GO): extracellular region
Source: RefSeq, a predicted model, not a curated record
UAUUAUUAUUAAGAGAAUUAAUUGCCGCCACAAUGAAAGUGUUUUUGGCCCUAAUCCUGGGAUUUUGGCUGGCCAACUUGGCUCGCUCGCAGGGCACCAAGUAUGGAUUGUGGACUCCAGAUCGAGCCCAUUCCGAUUCGCAGCCCAUUCAGUGGACUGGUGGACAGUUUGAGUUUCCCUGCGCCAGCACAAAGUCGCUGUUCAAGAGCUCUGGGAAGUUUAUACCCAAGAAUGUGAUUGCGACGAGGGCUCAGCUGAUCGGAGAUACCAUAUAUUUGGCAUUGCCAAGAUAUCGGAAAGGAGUUCCAGCCACUUUGGUUAAAACAAAUGUGAAACCUGGUACCUGUUCUACGACGUUUAAGCCAUAUCCCUGCUGGGAUCUCCAGGAGGAGGGCAACUGCAAGGCUCUGCAAUCAGUGGUGGAUCUGGUGGUGGAUCAAAAUGAGGUUCUCUGGGUUUUGGACACCGGAAUAGUCAAUACCCUGGAAACCCCGGUUCGCAAAUGUCCACCCAAAGUGGUGGCCAUGUCGGUGAAGACGGGAAAAGUGCUGAAAACUGUCUCUUUGGAGGGCUUAACUUCCAGUAGUUCGCGACUCCAAUAUCUCGUGGUGGACUACGCCCCCGAUGGUGGAUGCUUUGUCUAUGUCAGCGAUGCCGCCAAUCGGGCCAUUAUCGUCUAUAACCUGCAAGCGGAUCGAGGAUUCAGGGUGGUCCUGCCCAAGGCAGUUACCGCCGGCUGUCGUUCGAGGGAUGUCCUCUACAUUGCGCUCAUUCGCAGGGAUUGCGGCACCACUGAGCUCUACUUUACAUACCUGAGCACCAGCAAGCUGUUCUCCCUGAAAUCCGAGUAUCUGCGCAGUGGAGUGGCCGAUGGACGCAUUUUGGAUCUCGGCAAGAAGCCCAGUCGCAUGGUCAUCAUUGGCACGGACAAUGGCUCGGCGAUUUUCUUCCGGAACGAGGGCGACGCGGAGGUCUACCGCUGGGACACGAACUCCACUUUUGCGGAGGCGAACUUUAAGCCAGUUUACCGCAGCCAAACCUGUCAGCUGGUGACCCAUGCGGUGCCCGAUUACAAGCGCAAUACGAUGCGAGUGCUGCAGAGCAAUUUCCCCGAUUACAUGCAGAAUCGCGUUGGCUGCGGGGCCAUCCAGCAGUUGGGUCUCAUGCAGGGCUGUUGGUAACUGAGUUAACACCCACUUUUUGGACUCCUAACCCUCCAGCCCAUCCCAUUCACAUCCAAUCCAGUCUGAACCAAACUGAAAACUAAAAGUGCCACUGCAGUUAGAUUGGCAAUAACCCAGAAUGAGUUGGUUUUUUAGUUUUCGGGCCCUCGAGUGCAGUUUGUAUUUGGUAUUGGCAUUUUGUACAUAAACUAACGACUUUGGUCGCACUUGUUGUUAUCUAAGCUUAGCAAAUAAACGUUUCCAUUUCGUACAGAA